Quercus robur (English oak) is the source of this 1458-nucleotide messenger RNA. RefSeq names its product rust resistance kinase Lr10-like. Gene Ontology annotation, biological process: protein phosphorylation. The transcript has a single exon. Gene Ontology annotation, molecular function: ATP binding; protein kinase activity. The record is from RefSeq and is a predicted model, not a curated record. Lineage: Eukaryota; Viridiplantae; Streptophyta; Magnoliopsida; Fagales; Fagaceae. Bases 17 to 1249 code for a protein of 410 amino acids.
CUUGGGAACAUGUUUUAUGUUUAUCUUCAUUAUUUGUCGUCGCCAUUACGCCAAUAAAAGUAGUGGAACAAUAGUUGCUCCACCAACAGUUGCUCCACCAUUGUCUCAACCAGCAUAUGAUAUGGUUCAAGUUUGGAGGGUUGAUGCAUCAACCAUUGAGAGGUUCAUCCAAGAAAUUGCAAGAGAGAAGCCAGUUAGAUUCACAGCUAAUGAACUAUGUAGUUUCCCAAGAAAUUAUUCCAAAACAUUGGGUGCUGGAGGCGUCGGGACAGUAUACAAAGGACAGUUACAUAAUGGGAUAAAGAUUGCAGUGAAGGUUCUGAAUAAGAGUUUAGCCAAAAUAGCUGCUGAGGAGCAAUUCAUGGCAGAGGUGGGAUCAAUUGGUCGAACUCACCAUAGAAAUUUGGUUAGACUAUAUGGUUUUUGCUAUGACCAAUUCAUGAGCGCCCUAGUCUAUGAGUAUAUGGGAAAAGGAUCACUAGACAGAUACUUGUUCAAUGAUAAAAAGGAAAUUGAAUGGGAAAAGUUGCAUGAUAUUGCAAUUGGUACAGCCAAAGGUAUCACUUACUUGCAUGAAGAAUGCCAACAUAGAAUCAUUCACUAUGACAUUAAGCCUGGUAAUAUUCUACUUGAUGAAAACUACUUUCCUAAAGUUGCUGAUUUUGGACUUGCAAAGCUUUGUAACAUGGAUGAUACCCACAUUACACUCACCGGGUAUAGGGGGACUCCUGGAUACUCAGCACCAGAGUUCUUGUUGAAGAAUCAUCCCAUAACACAAAAAUGUGAUGUUUAUAGUUUUGGAAUGGUUUUGUUUGAGAUUGUUGGGAGGAGGAGGAACACUAAUGUUACUCCUUCAGAGAGCCUUGAUUGGUUCCCAAAACAAGUUUGGGAUGAGUUUGAGAAAAAUGAGUUAGAAGCAAUGACAGUGGCUUGUGGAAUUGAAGAGAAGGAUAGAGAGAAAGCAAUAAGAAUGUCUAUGGUUGCUUUGUGGUGUGUUCAAGAUUCGCCAGAAACCAGACCACCAAUGAGUUCUGUGGUUAAGAUGUUAGAGGGAGGAGUGGAGAUCAUGCCACCUACCAAACCGUUUCAUUAUUUGUACUCGAUAGGGAUGGAUGCACUCAAGUCUCCGGAAACUAGUGAUGGUACUAGUAGCUAUUCCACAAGUGAAGAAAGCAAUCUUUAUAAUUGGUACAAGGAUUCUACUCCAAUCAUGAAAAAGUAUGAAAUACAGAUAGCCAGUUCUUUGUAGAAAAUACCAAUCUUUAGAAGUUGUCCCCUGCAUGAAAUCCUUGUCUUUGUGUUGUAGAAAAGUUUGUAUGCGUAGCCUACUAUUACUGUCUUCUCUACGAGUUGAACCUUACUUUAUGUUAAUAUUACUAAUUUACUAUUGCUAUCUGUAUCUUCAUUUACUUAACAUAAUAAAAUAUUGCUCAUAUAUGCACAAAGAUUUAUUAAGAG